AUGGCACCAACAUUCAUGGUGUCUGCGCCAGGAAAAGCCAUUGUCUUCGGUGAACACGCCGCUGUGUAUGGUAAGCCCGCUAUUGCCGCAGCUAUCUCUCUCCGGUCCUAUCUCCUCGUCAUUACGCUCUCCAAAUCCCAACGUACCGUCCAACUGAAUUUCAGGGACAUUGGCUUAAACCAUACUUGGGAAAUCGACAAUCUGCCAUGGGAUAUUUUCCAGCAACCUUCCAAAAAAAGGUCCUAUUACUCUGUCGUCGACUCACUCGACCCCCAAUUUCUCGAAGCUAUCAUGCCACAUGCGGAGGCCGUGUCGAAGCACCUUCCAGAGAAGCAGCGAAAAAUUCAUAUAAAAUCUGCAACCGCCUUCCUCUAUCUCUUUCUCUCCUUAGGCUCCUCGAAAAGCCCUGGCUUCGUUUACACUCUUCGAUCUACUAUUCCCAUCGGCGCCGGUCUAGGAAGUAGUGCCAGUGUUUGCGUCUGCUUAAGCGCAGCCCUGCUCCUUCAGAUACGGGCUCUUGCUGGACCCCAUCCUGAUCAGCCCCCUGACGAAGCAGAGAUGCAGAUAGAGCACAUCAAUCGCUGGGCAUUCGUGGGCGAGCUGUGUAUACAUGGAGACCCUAGUGGGGUAGAUAAUACGGUCUCGGCGGGUGGAAAGGCUGUGAUGUUCCAAAGAAAUGCCUCUGGACCACCAUCCGUUAUUCGUCUCACCAAGUUCCCGAAACUACCACUCCUUCUCGUCGACACUCAACAACAACGAUCCACCGCUACACAGGUAGACAAGGUGAAAACACUAAAAGCUAAUCACCCUGAAAUAACAGAGACUAUCUUAGACGGAAUUGGCAAAAUUGCAACUUCUGCACUGGAGCUAAUGUCAUCGGCUGUUCCCUCUGGUAGUGGCAACUCUGAUGCUCUCGGACACUGGGGAGCAUUGAUUGGUAUGAACCAUGGGUUCUUGGUUUCGUUAGGAGUGUCUCAUCCCCGGCUAGAGCGUAUUCGCGAGCUCGUGGAUUAUGCGAAUAUUGGUUGGACAAAAUUGACCGGCGCUGGAGGUGGUGGAUGUGCCAUCACACUUUUCCGAUCAGGUAUCGAAGAACAAACUAUUGAAGAGCUGGAGCAGAAGUUCACUACAGAAGGAUUCCAAAUACAUAAGACUAUCCUAGGUGCCGACGGAGUGGGGGUGCUUUGGCCUGCUGUAUUCCGAGGCACUGAUGGAAAGGCUUGCGGAGAGAUUGACCAGACGAUGUUUGAAAAUGCCGACAGCGUUCAGGGUAUCAACCAGCUAGUCGGGGUGGGAGCGCAAGAAAAUCGGGAAGGCUGGGGGUUUUGGACGAGAGAUCUGUCUACAAGAUGA
Penicillium bovifimosum is the source of this 1353-nucleotide messenger RNA. RefSeq lists its product as uncharacterized. The transcript has a single exon. Lineage: Eukaryota; Fungi; Ascomycota; Eurotiomycetes; Eurotiales; Aspergillaceae. Bases 1 to 1353 code for a protein of 450 amino acids. Gene Ontology annotation, biological process: ergosterol biosynthetic process; isoprenoid biosynthetic process. Gene Ontology annotation, molecular function: mevalonate kinase activity; ATP binding. The record is from RefSeq and is a predicted model, not a curated record. Gene Ontology annotation, cellular component: cytoplasm.